Messenger RNA from Amoebophrya sp. A25, 5360 nucleotides. The record is from the annotation of a GenBank genome assembly. NCBI's taxonomy places the organism in Eukaryota, Dinophyceae, Syndiniales, Amoebophryaceae.
AGGUACAACGACGACGAGCUGACUAUUUAGUAGUCAUUCUAAGUCUAUUUUUUCUUUGAUUUUUUGGCUGCCUACCCUCGUGGUCACGCAUGCGAUCGUGAAAGGCACUCCUUGGCUCAACCCAAUUCGGCUUUCCUGUAAAACUUAUCGGCUCCCGUUUCUUUCGUUGUAAUAUAUUCAGUUCUGAUUUUCCAAUCCCAGUAAUAGAUUUCCCAUCGAAUAAAUAAAAAUUCAUUCGUGAAUUCCAACACCAACGCCUCCUAGUCGCCCGGUUUCAACCGGUGAUUUCUUUAUAUGCGCAUUUCUGUAUCAGAGAGGUUAAUGAAUAGUCUCUUCACGUCUUUUGUCUCCGUUUCAGCGGUUGUGUAUUUCUGCCUAAGCCACUAGCAUUGAUUGUUGUGGACUUCUUUUGGGCUUGAAGGCCUUCAUGCAUCAAUAAGAAGAGCAAAAGCACGAUGGCGGGAAAGAAGAGUGGCGCGCGGAAGAACGUGGCGGCGCCAGGCGCAGGAGAUGACGUGCGCGACGACGUACCAGCACCACCGCUAGAAUCAACAGGUGGGGAUAAGUCGCCACGAAAUAACAAACCAGAGAAGAAGAAGGAGAAAAAGAAGAACAACAAGGAUGACUUCGGCUUCGAGUACUUCAUUCUCAAAUUUUUUCAAAGACACGAAUCGAAACAAGAUUUUCUUGAGAAUGAAAUUUUCUACCACGAGUUUUGCCUUUAUUUUUCUACCAAGAUGCAUGAUCGAUACUUCUUUAUAGUAUAAUUGUGUUUCAACUGUUGAACAUUACAAUUAUGAUCGUUUUGCAAUGUACCUAACCUACAUCAGCUCACAACUGGGACUGGCACCGCCGCUUGGGCGUCGUGGUGCUGCUGCGCGUAUUAAGCGGAGAAUCAUGGAUGGGCUGCUUGUUGGCGUAAUACGGCAGCUUGGCGUGGCAGUGCGCAACGUUGACCGAGCAGCGCUUAUGAAACAGGCAAAGGCGCAGAAGAGCCCAAAGGAGCGCAUCAUGGAAUCGUGGAGGUUCGUGCAGGCGAACAUGAGUGCACUGAUGGCAUGCUUCGCCAUUUUCAUGCUGUUCUACAUGAAGGCGAGCCAAGAAGGCUACUAUGUGGCUGCCAACGAAGACGGGGGCGAGAGCAUAAACCCGUACCAGGCAUUGGGGCUUAGCAGCUCCGCGUCACAGUCGGAAAUCAAGCGCGCCUACAAAAAGUUGGCGCUACAGUGGCACCCGGAUAAGCACGACAAGGACUGUGAGAGCUGCAAGAAGCGCUUCCACGAAAUCACAGUGGCGUUCGGAAAAAUCGGGGAGGAGGAGAAGAGAAGAGCCUUCGACGCGAACAGAAAAACGCAGAAGGAAGUGCUCACUGACAGUGCCAGUGAAAAACUCACCUACGACAUGUGGCGAAACAUAGUCUCCAAGACCAACGACGUCUGGAUAAUUCUGGUACUGCUUCUGCAGCUUGCUGUGUCUAUAACACUAGAUUUUCGAUACUACUUAACUUUUGCUUGUUUAGCUCGAAGUUUCUUUGUCGUUGUUCUGCUGGUUAUAUUGAUGUUUUCCGGUAAAGGAAAUGUCAAUCAUUUUCUUCUCAGUUCUACGACGGCACUGACGCGACUGAAAAUAUUUUUCCGAUCUUCGAAGAGCUUUCGUUGAAGCAUGGAAACUACGUGAGAUAUGCGCACUGCGAUGUGAGCACAGCAGAUGGCCUGCGAACAGUUGCUGCAUUCCCGCAAAAGUUCGUCCUCUAUCCCGUCGUCACGCGAUACAGCCCAAGCGAAUAUCCGGAAGUGUGGAGCCCGCAAGUGACCCCGGAGAUGCGCGCUCGUGGUGUGGAAGGCAACCGCGUCAAAUCCAUUAGAAAGUAUAAUGCGAUUACUUUCAUUAAACUUUUUGACUUUGACUAUGCGUAAGGCUUGGCCUAAACUUCAAUACAUUUAGUCCUCCAACAAGUCGAAGUUGAUCGAUCUUGAUUUGAAGAUCCUCCUUUUCUAAUUGACGGUUGCGAUUCCAAUUCCACUUUCUAUACCCCUAAAAAAUAGGUUUAUCUAUGAGACGUAUCCGACCUACAACUUGCCGUACCUUGGCAGCCAGAAUCUCGGAAGCUGGGUUAAGCAAACAACGGAGAGAAAAGUUCUAAUCGUUGCACCAGACGCGAGUAUAAUCCCCAGCAACACGGGACUGAUCCCACUCGAAAAGAGCCAGUGGCGAGGUAUUUUUCCUGCGCCACCUUAUGUAAGUACAAAUAGUAGGUGCCAGAGGAUAUUAUGAUGUUCUUAGUUUUUUCAUGACAAACACCGACACUUUUUACGGCCAGGGCCGCGGUGCGAUGUUUUUAGGGCACAAAAAAUGAAUCGCAUCAGAAUUUUCUUAUCAAACCACUCCCGCCACAGGUUUCAGCCAGAAACUGCCCGAACCAACGGCUGACGGUGUUCGACUUCAUCCAGUGGAGAGCACAUUGCUCUUCUAUAAGGAGGCAUUGCGGUUUCGCGGUCUUCCGAUGGGUUUCACAGACAAGCAUUCCCUUCUCCAGCAUUUGACAACCGUAAUCGAAGAGCUCAAGAAGAGCGAGGAGUCAGGGACAGGGGGCGAAGAUGGCAGCCCAGAUUCGCAAAAGAACACCGCAGAGUCUGUUCAAAAACUUGCCCGCAGCAUUUUUCUUUAUGAACAUGAUUAAAUGUGGCCUCCAGCUAAAGGCGUGAUCAUUUACAAUCGUCUUUUCGCCUCACGAGCAUCAAUACGUCCUCAACUUGGCUUUUAAUCUUUCGAUUUAUCCCUUCUAUUUCAGGAAUUCAUAAGAUAGAGAUCAAGAUCAUUGUUCUAGGUCUACUUGUUGAUGUUGGUACGUCACCAGAGAUGAUUGCUCUAAUUUUUCUUCUUCCAUUUGCAGCAGCAGUGGUUCAACAACAAGGUCCAGAGUGCACCUUAUCUGUUGCUGUCGGUUGGCCCCGGAGGCGUGUUCCUCAAAACGCAGUUUUUGCCUGGAAAAGAGCUUGCGCACAAUGUUGAUCUCAUCAAGCGCUACACGGGCAUAGCGACCGCGCCGCGUGGUCAUGGGGCGGCACUGCAAAAGCACAUGCUUAAGUUUUCCCGAUCGAAGUACUUGCAAACUUUUCAGACUUUCCCGGAAACCAGUAAUCCAUCUACGAUCUCUUCGAUCUUACGCGACGCAACGCAUACCGCGUAUUUGCGCACUUUCUUGCAAACCUAUCUGGAGGGACACGAGCUCUGGAAACCGUCCUACGGUACCUGCUUCGACAUAUACGAGGCAACACCGAUCGAAAGGUUCAUGCAACUAGAGGAGCGCGGAGGCUCGCUCACGCAAGCAUCGACACCGGUACUGGACAUUUACAAAUACACAAUUUACUAGAAGAGCUAAGAGGGACGAAAGGUGAUCUAUUAUGGAUAUCGUCUGCGUUUCAUCUAUGUAUCAUAAUCAUUCUUGUACUGCGUCUGCGAUGAGCAUGUUUUUGAUUCCUGAUACCUCCAGGUAGAGAUACAGUUUCUAUGUAUAUUAUAUAACAACAUUCAAGAACAAACUCCUCAAUCUUGAUAAAUUACUCUGCUGCAACGUCAGGACGACGACGAUGUGAGAGACGCAGAGCAGAUCAUAGGCGAACCGGAGAUCUGCCGGAAGCAAAUUCCAGCAACGCGCGUCCAAGAAUUCAGAAUGCUUCUUUCGGAAAGUCCUGAAAAAGCCAAUACUUUCUUGGUACCUUUCUGAAGCCAAUAGGAUGAUUGCCGAAGAUUCUAAGAAUGUUGGAACAUCAUUCUGUAAAUAUUAGAAUGAUGGCGUCUAGAUACUUAUACUUAAGUACUUGUUUUCAUCCAUCCCAACAACUGCUUGAUACUACUUACCACAGCUAACGCAAUUUUUGCAUGAUGUGUCGAAUGAAAUAGUUGUGGCAGUGGACAGGAGUAAUUACUUGGAUUUCUGCAAGUUGGAUGGUGCUAUGUUUUCGCGAACACGCAAUUAUUGCUUUUUGGCGGCCGCUGACAAAGCAAGUGGCGAGGCCCGAAGCAGGCUCGUCGGAGAUUUGUUGCGUGGAAAGGAGGCAUACCUGAAAGAAGUUGCGGGUGAUGGUGACGACUCGGCCGCCGAAGCGGGCGAUCGAGAGGAUUUCGAAACCAGAAUACAGCCAGUCUCAUAUCAGCCAUACGACAUCGUGGGAGCGGUGCGACACUUACCUGUCGCAAAGCGCUUCCAUAAUGAAGUCGCGUCGAGGCAGGAACUGGACGGGUACUUGUUUCAUCUUUUUUUUGGUAGAGAACAGCAAAAAAUAAAGUUUUGGGGUCUACUCUAGUACGAUCAAGAUCCAUCACCACUUCUUUAUUCUAGUCUUUAGAGUUCGAAGAUCAUCAAAACAUUCGAGGAUACAUAGAUAUCGAGAUCAACCUUGAAGAAUACCAGGUACGAUUAUCUCAUCGUCGAAGCGGAUACUAGCGGUGUCGGCGCUAUUCGAACGAAGGACGUGAAAGUCGCUGACGUUUAUGCUGGUCUUGCCUUCGAAGAUAUUCGGCUUACGGUUGAGGACUUCCCGAACCUCGCCAACUUACUCGCUGAUACGCGUGUCACAUUCAUCGAAGAAAUCAUCAAUCUGUUGAUGGGAAGCUGGUUGCAAAUGGCGACCACCUACGUCCUUGCGGUGUUGAUCCUCUCGUGUCUUCCUGAAGUUCAGUUUUUCGUGCGCAAGAGCAUGCUUCCGCUCAUUUUUAGCGGUAGUGCACUCACAGCCUGUUUCUCAAUCUCUUAUUCUUUGCGGCGCUUCUGCUUCCAACCUCUGGUCUAGACAAGCUACGUGAAGAUUGGUUUCGAUUCAUAAACAUACCUGAAGAUACGCAGCAUACACGGGAGACGCGGCAUACGAGUACAUCAAGAUAUUGCAUUGAACGAAAAGAAAGCUUUUUAGUUUUUGCUUAGGCAUCAUGGAACUGAACGCAAACAAUUCAUUGUCCAAAAAGGAGAAGAUCACAAACUACUGUUAGACUGACAUGAGAUGAAGAUGCACGCUUCUACGUUCUCACUACAAAAAAUGUAAAGAGCGUUGUAUCCAAGAAACUUCGCUUCAUUCAUGUAGUUUCUGCAGAUAAGAGUCCAACAUCAUACAGCCUGCCCACUAGUUCCCCCGGACAUGCUUUUUCGUCACGGACACUAGUAUGUGAUGGUUACGCAUAUUUGUAGGAAAGUAUUAAGGCAGAGCAACCCCCAAAGAUGAUAACGAAAAGACGUUAUGUACCCCCCCAAUUGUAAGUACCAAAGUGAAUGAAUACCAAGUAACGUGACGCUGGAAUCGAAGAGAUCAUAUAAGGCCUCGACGUCCUCAAAAAGCAUAAGAACAUGCCUGCCAAUAUUGUGC